AUGAAGCGUACGACAUGCUCAGAAACUUUUGAUGUUACAUUGAUGAUCUGUCUGAUUAGAAAUCUGACAAAUAUAACUGUAGUCGAUACUUGUCCUCAUCUGAUUGACACAAGUGCGGGAGCUGAUUUAUCAAGGAUUAAAUACUUCAGAAAUAGGAUAACUCACAGUGACAGUGGAACAAUAACAGAUGCUGACUUCAUCACCUAUUGGCAUGACAUCACACAAGCGUUAAUUCGUCUUGGCGGAAGCACUUAUCAAGAAAAAUGCAAUGACUUAAGAUCGAGCAAGUUGGACAAAAGUGACAAAGAGAUAAUCACAGAAUUAAGAAAUAUUGUAUUGUCUAGUGAUCCUAUUCCCAAAGGAGUUCGCAGUAUCCACAUUGUAAAGAUUGCCGAGUGGAAAGUUAUCGAGGAAAAAGUAGUAGAAACAUCAGCAAUGAAAAACAUUGAACAAGAGCUUCAAACACAUGAUGUGGUCACAGUAGUCGGACCUGAUGGCUGUGGAAAGUCUACUUCUGUACACUAUGUUGCUUUGCUUUUAGAAAACAAAUUUGGUUAUAACAUCGUACCUUUAAAUUCACCUGCAGAUAUUUUGCGUUACUAUAAUCCGGACUGCAUGCAGGUAUUUGUGGUAGAUGAUGCAUGUGGAAAGUACUCAGUUGAUUUACAGAUGGUGCGGGAAUGGGACUUAGCGAGUAGUGACAUAAAGGCAGUUUUGAGUAAUAAAACUAUAAAAUUAUUGGUAACUUGUAGAUCGCACAUUUUUCUCAGUCGUCAUUUUCAAAUUAUAAAAUUACUGUCGGACUCAAAAUAUGAUCUGAAUUCUACAACGAACCGUCUAAAGUACAAUGAAAAGGAACUAAUAGCUAAGGCAUAUCUAACCGACGUUGAAAUCGAACAGAUAUCUGAACAUAUAAUGUUGUAUGAUUUCUUUCCGAUGCUUUGUCAGAUUUAUAGCGCAUACAAAACAGUUGAUAUUAAGACAUUUUUUUCAUUCCCGGUUCAGGUAAUCCAGGAUGAUUUGACACGUAUGAUGAACGCAGUAGACCGUACAACAUAUGCUGUUUUAGUGUUAUUUGUCAUUUACAAUAAUGAUUUGCAUCAAGAACUAUUAAGCCGAAGUUCAGAUAUCAAAUCUAUAUUAGAUGACAUUGUCGAUGUGUGUGAGCUACAGUUUAAUCUGUCAAAACAAAUUCUAAAAUCCCAUUUGGACACUUUGGAAGGAUCUUAUAUUAGGAAAACAGGAAAUGCAUACCACGUUGUUAGUGAUAAAAUAUUUGAUAUAGUUGUAGUCUUUUAUGGUAAUCACAUGUUUGAUUACAUUUUGGAAAUGGCUCAUUCUGAAAUAAUUCGGGAUCGAUAUCACUUUAGCUCCUUAGAAGAUGAUGACGUUGAAUGUGUUAUAAAAGUACAACUGGACAAAGAGCAGCCGUAUUUUGAUCGUGUAAUUAGUGACAUUAGAAACGGCUUUCUUUGUAAUGUUUUUAACAAUAGGCAAUUGCUUUAUACAGCAUAUCGCCAAAAGUUUGUCCAAUAUUUAGAAUCCCAAACUGACAUCAGCAAGCUUCUGGAAAUGUCGAGCCAGUCCGAGCUGUCUCCUCUAUUAACUAUUGCUGAUCAAGGAUAUCAUGACAUUGGUGAAACACUGAUAAGUUUUAAACUUGAUGUUGAUGUUCGAGAUAAAAACGGGAGAACUCCACUAUUCCUAUCCUCGAGAAAAGGGUAUAAAGAAAUGACUCUCUUGUUGCUGAAAAACAAUUGUAACCCUAACCUCUGUACUAACGACAGACUUUCUCCUCUGUAUGCAGCAACAAGUCAAGGCCAUAUCGAGGUUGUCAAAAUUUUAUUGCAACAUGGUAGUGUACCCGAUUUGUGUGACAAAAGAGGCAGAUCUCCACUUUUGCUUGCCGCAAGCGAUGGGAGUACCAAAAUUGUAGAAGCCUUGUUGGAAUGUAGUAGUAAUCCAAAUUUGUCAGAUCAAGAAGGCACAACUCCUUUACUUAUAGCAAUACAUUGGGGGAACACUGAUACAGUGAAAGUAUUAUUAGAAAAGAAAUGUUGUCCUAAUUUGUGCAAAGAAGGCGUAAGUCCGCCUCUCAAUGUCGCUGUUGCAAAUGGGCAGAUAGAAAUAGUGAAAUUACUGUUGGAGCAUAAGUGCGAUCCAAAUUCCUUAGACAAACAGGAUUUACCAACUUUAUAUGUUGCUGCACGAAAAUCUUUCAUUGAAAUUUUAGACAUACUGCUUCAGAACUUAGAUGUAAAUGACAAAACUCGUGUCGAGUCACUACUUACUUCAAUCACAAGGUCAGAAGAACACGUUUUGAAGUUACUACUCGAGCAUAAAUGCAUUCCUUCGAAACAAGAAAAACUUCCAAUUCUUGGAUGCGCUGUGCAACUUGAUAAGAGGGAUAUAGCAGAAAUACUUUUACAAAAUGACUUUCAUUCGACAAUAUGUAAGACUGGACAAAUCACAUCGAAUAAUGUACCAGACUGGUUGCACAGAAAAUUUAAGAAAUUGGUAUCUCAGCAAGAAUAUAUAAUGAAUCGCAUAGCUAACACUGACACCUUAUCUGCAGUCCCAUAUUCGAGUGAUUGCUACUCAGCAUCAGUUGACGUUUUCAUAGGAAAUACAUUUAAUCCUUAUUCGAGAGAGGUAAAUAGCUUUCCAAUGCAUGAUGCAGCAUACAGGAACAGAAUUGAGAUAAUGAAACUGUUUCUGAAGUAUAAUUGCAACAUGGACUUUGGUAACCAGACCAAUGAGACGCCAAUAUAUGUAGCUGCUCGAUUUGACAAUGCAGAAUUAGCUGAAAUUUUCCUGGAGCGGAGAUUUAAUCCUGAUCUUUGUAAUGAAGGAAAGGAAUCGCCUGUGUAUGCAGCUGCGCAUAAUGGACAUUUACUGACUGCAAAAGUAUUGUUAGAAUACAAGUGCGAUGUCAAUCUUUGUAAUUAUCUCAACCAAUCGCCACUUUACAUAGCCUCAGCGAAUGGUCAUACAGCAAUGGUGAAGUUACUUUUGAGUCAUUGCUGUAAAGUAGAUAUAAAUAACUACUUCAAUCAAACCGCUUUGUAUAUUGCAUGUCAUUAUGGACAUGACGCAAUCGUUCAACUGUUGUUGGAGCACAAAUGCAAUCCUCAUUUGAUCAACAAAGAUAAUCAGACGCCUAUAUAUAUUGCAUCGAGGUAUGGCCAUACAGGAAUUGCUAGAAAACUUAUGAAUGAAAAGUGUGAUCUAAACAUCUGCAAUAAAAACAAAUGGUCGCCACUUUGGGCUGCUUCGUCUUAUGGUCAUAUACAGAUUGUGAGGUUAUUGUUAGAAAAUAGUAGUAAUCCUGAUCUAUGUGACAAGGAUGGCGAAUCGCCACUUUAUACGGCUGCAUCCAAUGGCCAUGCUGAUACCGUGAAAUUAUUAUUACAGUACAAGAGCAAACCUGGACUUUGUAACAAGGAUGGUGUAUGCCCAAAGGAUGUGGCUGCUUUGAAUGGUUAUACAAAUAUUACUAAAAUAUUAUCAGAACAUAAGAUAACGUAACAACAAGUAUCAUGUAAUUGGUGUGAUUCCAAACUUUUGAUCACAAUUUUUGCGAAGUCGAUGUGAUGUGAACUUGUUUAAGUUUAAAGUUAAUGAAGUGUAAGUUUGCAAAUAAAACCCAUACUAUGGCAAGCCGUUCUCGUCAAAACUAUGUUUAAACCAUUUUUUCGAAAAAAAUCACACUGAGAUUUAAGAACCUAAAAUAACACACUGAGAAUUCGAAAUUACACACUGAGAUUUUAAAAUUACACACUGAGAUUUUAAAAUUACACACUGAGAUUUAAAAAAUACACACUGAGAUUAAUAUGCAAAUUACUAAUGAAUAUUCAUGUAAUGAAUAAUUCAACAGAUUAAUAUCUUAGUCUCCCGAACUCUUGUCAUUAUAAUGAAAUGCGGUUCCUACAACCAACAUUCGUAAUAAAUUUCAAGACUUAACAACUAUUUUUGUUAACUCAUAUUCAUAAGUUUGUUGCCUAUAAUUCAGAUUAUUACUAACAGUAAAACGGGAUUUUUUGCUUAAAACUAUUUAAGCAUGGUCCCUUUUCAAAAGUCUUUCAACUGUUACCCUGAUUUCGCAAGGUAAUCUUUUAUAUUUUUGUACGUAUAUAUGCUAUAAUAGGCACUUGGGAAAAAAAUUCACUGCAUUGUUUGUAUUUUUGCAGAUUGUUCCAAUGUUUUCUUAUAAUUUUAAUAAAGUUUUUCACCAUUUGGUUAUAUUUUGUAAUGAGAGUAAGUGGGUAUUGUUCUUGUUCUAUUCGUCUUUAAUAACGUAGUUUUUCUAUACGUUGUACUUUUAAUGUUUUUUAUAAACCAUUUAGCGCCAAAUUGAAGGACUAACGAGUUGUGUCCCCUAGUUGUUUUAAGCUUGUAAUAGAUUCAGAUUAAGUAUGCUAAUUAGAUAUGUGCGCAUAAAAAGUGCGCACAAAUCUCAGUGUGUAAUUUUAAAUUCUCAUUGUGUAAUUUCAAAUUCUCAGUGUGUGUUUUUCAGUUUAUUUCAUCUCAGUGUGUCUUUUUGAAAUCUCAUUGUGUAAUUUUCAAUUCUCAGUGUGUGUUUUUCAUUUUUUGUAAUCUCAGUGCGUUUUUAUGAAAUCUCAUUGUGUAAUUUUUAAUUCUCAGUGUGUGUUUUUAGGUUUUUUAAUCUCGGUGUGUGUUUUUUUUUUAAUUCUCAGUGUGUAAAUUUUUCGAAAAAAUGGUUUAAACAUAGUUUUGACGAGAACGGCUUGCCAUACCAUACUCUUUGUUUAAGUUGUCCUGAAAUACGAUAAAACAAUAAUAGCAAAUCUACCAGAAAAUGUAAAUAAGACAAGUCACGGUUUGAAGAUAUUAGUUAAGGUUUCUUUUAUAUGUAAUUAUGGUGACCUGAAGAUUUUAACUUUAGUGUGAAUAAAAUGAGAUGUGGGGUACACGUCAAAAAGACAGCAAUCCAACAAUGUAACCAAAAGACAAAUAAAUGGUAACUGCCAGUCUUCAGUAGACGGGUGGUCAUACAUUGUAUUGUCUUUUGGCCGGGUUGGACAAAUUCUUGCUUUUAUGGAAUUGUUUUGGGAAUUUUUCCACGCUUUGGAACGGAGUAAUUUUUCAGCAAAGUUAUCAAAAGAUGGUACCAAUUUGUUAUGUUUUCAAUCCACAUCUUGGAACUUCACACAAUGUUUGUUAACUUAUAAAGGUUAUGCACCUUAUGCAAUGGAGCUGUAUAAUAUUUUUUUCUUAUUUUUAAAUACAUUUUUAUAUUUCCAUGAUAAAUGUUUAUAAUUAU
This is a messenger RNA of Mytilus californianus (California mussel), 5284 nucleotides long. Its product is annotated as ankyrin-1-like. The transcript has 4 exons. Bases 1 to 3528 code for a protein of 1175 amino acids. NCBI's taxonomy places the organism in Eukaryota, Metazoa, Mollusca, Bivalvia, Mytilida, Mytilidae. Gene Ontology annotation, molecular function: protein binding. The record is from RefSeq and is a predicted model, not a curated record.